This is a messenger RNA of Myotis davidii, 1392 nucleotides long. It is a transcript of the gene RNF175, whose product is annotated as ring finger protein 175. The transcript is spliced from 9 exons. The coding region runs from base 1 to 1050 and encodes 349 amino acids. NCBI's taxonomy places the organism in Eukaryota, Metazoa, Chordata, Mammalia, Chiroptera, Vespertilionidae. The record is from RefSeq and is a predicted model, not a curated record. Gene Ontology annotation, molecular function: ubiquitin protein ligase activity; metal ion binding. Gene Ontology annotation, cellular component: endoplasmic reticulum membrane; Golgi membrane.
AUGGCUAGCACCCGCCCCACUGCGGAGGGGCCCUUGACCCACAGGGUCGCACCAGUCGUGCCGGCGGUGGCCAUCUCCAGCUCCCCUCUUCUGGAGGCGGCCCGAGCGGAGCGCAGGGCGAAGGGGCGGAUCUCUCACACAAAGCUUUCUGCGGAUGAUGAGUGGAACCUGCAGCAGGAGAAGAUGUACAAGAUGCACCGGGGCCAUGAGUCCAUGCACGUGGAGAUGAUCUUGAUCUUCCUCUCCACCCUGAUCAUCGCCCAGAUAGUGCUGGUGCAGUGGAGACAGAGACAUGGCCGGUCCUACAACCUGGUGACCCUGUUGCAGAUGUGGGUUGUCCCUUUGUAUUUCACAAUAAAACUUUACUGGUGGCGGUUUCUGUCCAUGUGGGGAAUGUUCUCGGUUAUCACCAGUUACAUCCUCUUCAGAGCUACGCGAAAGCCCCUCUCCGGGAGAACACCCCGAUUGGUCUACAAAUGGUUUCUUCUCAUCUAUAAACUCAGCUACAUAUUUGGUGUUGUGGGUUAUUUGGCUAUCAUAUUUUCAUUGAGUGGACUUCAUUUAUUUUUCAAAAUCAAGGCUAGAGAUGCCAUGGAUUUUGGCAUUGUGUCUCUGUUUUAUGGCCUCUACUAUGGCAUAAUGGGGAGAGACUUUGCAGAGAUCUGCUCGGAUUACAUGGCUUCUACUAUCGGGUUCUACAGCGACAGUGGGAUGCCCACAAGGAGCUUGUCAGACAGCAUCUGUGCCAUCUGUGGACAAAAAAUCAUUGUGGAGCUCGAUGAAGAAGGGCUCAUUGAAAACACUUACCAGCUUUCCUGCAAUCACGUCUUUCAUGAAUUCUGCAUCCGAGGUUGGUGUAUUGUUGGUAAAAAGCAGACCUGCCCUUACUGCAAAGAGAAGGUUGAUUUGAAGAGGAUGAUCAGUAACCCCUGGGAGCGCACACACAUUUUAUAUGGACAAAUCCUGGAUUGGCUUCGUUAUUUGGUUGCCUGGCAACCCAUGGUGAUAGGAAUAGUUCAAGGCAUUAACUACUCACUAGGGCUGGAAUGAUACAGGAAGCAAGGUGUUGCAUGUUGAAAUGUUUCAAGUCCUUGAUUCUACAUUUACUACUGAUAUUCAUUUUUUAAUUUUAGAGAUGAUUCCGAGAGUUUAGAGAACUGAAUAAAACUUGGUGGUCUACCUAAGGCAAUCUGUCUAUGUGGACAGAAUUUAAAGAACUGAGCAACGAAAUAAACCAACGAAGUACACUCUGCAUCUUUCCCAUUACGAUUGUCUUCUGAUCCAUACACGUGACGCGUGUAUUACAAACACCCCCAGGACAUCCCUCCUCUGAUUUGGCUGGUAAUGAUCUCAUCUGCUGAGUGUUUCAGAGGUUUGCAAAGCACUUCUCAC